Molecule: messenger RNA, 2507 nt
Organism: Cydia splendana
Lineage: Eukaryota; Metazoa; Arthropoda; Insecta; Lepidoptera; Tortricidae
Product: zinc finger protein 628-like
Exons: 1
Coding region: 372-1946 (524 amino acids)
Biological process (GO): regulation of gene expression
Cellular component (GO): nucleus
Source: RefSeq, a predicted model, not a curated record
CAUAAAUCCCGCGGACUUUUUUUGACAUGGCUCUAUGGCUUCAUUAUUUUGACAUUUCGAUGUCAAGCGCUACGUAUUUCUUCGGAAAAGUCCUUUUUUCAAUCGUUUUUCGCAAUUCCUCUCCUUUCUUCAUACGAAUAAAAGCGUAGGGAGAUAAGCUCGACAAACGGUCUACUGAAAUUCGCAUACGGGACCGAGAAAUACGUCCACAGCCAUGUGACACGAAUACGAAAAACUGCUUCCAUACCGUCAAUGUGACAGAGAUGUUUUCUGCCAUCGCGACGAGUGAACGCCACCGCGGAGCCGAGACGGCCACGACGCGAGCUACCCGGACGGCGAUAUAGGGCAAGCGCGUCAAAAAUGUGCGCGAGAUGGCCAGUCCGCCUCCGAACCCUAGAGCUGGCGGGGACGACGGCGGCGGGCGCGGCGAGGGCGAGGACUCCCCGCCCGACGCGCCGAAGACGGUCCUAGCGCCGCCGCCCGCGCCGCCGCCGCCGCCGCACGCGCCGCACGGCACGCACGGCACGCACGGCACGCACGGCACGCACGGCACGCACGCGCCGCACGGGCCGCACGGCACCAAGCUGCACUACGUGGCGCUGGCCGCACCCGGGCCCAGCGGCAUCAAGCAGUGCUUCCGCACCGUGAAGGCGGCGCGGCGCGUGCCCACGCUGCCGCGCCGGCGCGAGGACCCCGCCGCCCCCGCGCCGCCGCCCGAGCCGCGCGAGCGCCGCGCGCGCCGCGACCGCUCCAAGCGCCACGUCUGCGGCACCUGCGACAAGCGCUUCUCCAGCCCCGGCAAGCUCAGCCAGCACGUCCUCUCCCACACCGGCGAGCUCCCCUUUUCCUGUGACCUCUGCGAUAAGCGAUUCAACUCUAAAUUCAAACUCGUCCGACAUAAUCUCAUCCAUAGCGAGGCCCGAGCUUUUGCGUGCAAUGUCUGCGGUAAAACAUUCAAUAGAAAAGAUCACCUCACUAACCAUGUCAGAGUUCACAAUCCCGUCAAAAAGCUAUACACAUGUGAGAGGCCAGAUUGUAGGAAAUCAUACACUUCUCUACUUAGUUAUAGGAAGCAUGCGGCGCUGCAUUCGGCCGAGGAGGGCAACCUGCAGUGUAAGAUCUGUGAUGAAGUAUUUACUACUACGCAAGAUAUAGUUUAUCACCUAAAAGUCCAUACAGGUAGUCGGACCGUCAAAAAUGAGACUGACAAAAAAUUUACUUGCACCUAUUGCGAUCGACGGUUCUUUACAGCGAAAGACGUGCGACGCCACCAAGUCGUGCACACUGGCAGGAGAGACUUCCUGUGCCCACACUGUCCUCAAAAAUUUGGACGGAAAGACCAUCUAGUAAGACACGUUAAAAACGCUCAUCCCGAAGAAUCAUGGAGAUCCGCAGCUGUCGGCACCUCGAAGGACCCUACACCAGAAGCCUCUUCAUUUGAUGAAAUUGUGAUACCCGAGCCAGCGUCUUUUACUGAAUAUGCAAUAGAGAGUCCAGAUUACGAUUGGAAAUCACCCUCGCCAAAAGACCCAACCCCUGAGGGCCCGACUAGGGUGCCCUCGUCUGAUAUAAUUGUGGAGAUUCCGCCUGAUUUUGAUAUAAAGAUGGAGCCGGUGGAAAUAAAGAUAGAGAGGCCCACGUCGCCGGGCUGCGAGCUUCUGCCGAUGGACUUCCCGGUGGUGUUUAUGGUGCCGCCGACUUUCCAGGCCGCGCCGGACUUGCCGUACCUCACGGAGCCGCUGCCUGAGCUGCUGCCCAGCAGUUUGAUGCUCGAUGAUCCCGGGGAAGGGACGUCGGGGCUGGCGUCGCAGAUGCUGAGUAUUCUGCCUGAGGAGGAGCCUCGGGAAGAGCCGGGUCAGCAGCGGCAGCGGCUGCCGGCGUUCACGCAGGCGUUCCAGACCGCGCAGAGCCCCAAGCCGCCGCCACCGCCCCCUCCGCCACACUAGCAUGUGUGCUACCUCAUUAGGUAAGUGGUCUAGCUAUAGAGUAUGGAAAUGUUAACGGACUCCGCGUGAGACAGGUAUGGGACCGGUUAUUGCCAAAUUGUAUAUUUGUACGUGUCGGGUAUACCAAAAUGUUUCCGAAUUCUACAUGAAUAAGUGGUCUAGUCGUGUAUGUACUUUCGGAAUUGUAUAUUGUUUUAUUUAUAGCGUACAUGUGGCGUUAUGGAGUAUUAUGGGACCAACUCUGAGCUAGGGUGCAGUAGAGUAGUUCUCGAGGGCCUUUGAUCAGGCCGAGUUGAUACUGAGCUAAUUUUGGUGAAACGAGUUGUUGAAUCUCUAGGAGCAAUCAGGGUACACACAAUUAACAAAAACUUGCAAUUAGUUAAAGCGCAACUGAUGCUAUAUUUUCAAGUUAAAUUUGUUUGAGACAAUAGUGGAUGCAUCUCCAUACAAACGUAGAGUACGAGGGUGGAAAUGGGGACUUAUGUUUGUAUGGAGACGCGGUCACGAGAAGUCCCCUUUUCUCUUAACCGUUGCUACAACUACAAACGAUGGGUAGGUAAU